UUUACAAUCAGCCACCUAUCGGGAUUACAAGGUGGUGCCUAGCAUCCAAGAAGACUCUGGUGUGCUCUGAUAAGAUUCCUGGAUCGCCGGGCACAUUGCCAGCGAGCGCUGURGUUUCCAUAUCAAGUAUCCUAAUUACGUGUGAAUGAACAUCUGAUAAAGUCCUUGAAUAAGAAAAGAAAGAAGGAAAAAGGCGGAGGUUUUCCACAAAAAGUGGUUAGAGCUYAUUCAUCACUAUCAUGUCUAAACGAACUAAUGACAAAACUGGGCUUGCAUUUUCUGGUGGUGGUGUACGGUCAGCUGCAAUCUGCUCUGGUGUCCUGCGCCGUAUGCUCCAAAAACAGRUCUCCAUCGAUUACCUGAGCUGUGUUUCCGGAGGGGGGUACACAGGGGCAUCGUAUCUUGACUGGAAAUAUCGCAACGAAAACAGAGAUGACCCAUCCUGGCAUAAAGAAUACUUUGAUCACCUUCUUACCCAUAGUAAUCCAUUCUGUGACUGCAGAAACCCUUGUGUGGCAAUACUAGAUGCAUUAAUAUUAGUCAUACUGGUCUUCGUCGUUUCUCUCGUUCUCCCCUGGGUAUCCGCCUUCACGUUUGCCAUCCCAACGGCUUAUAUAGUGGAUUUCUUCUUUGGCGACAUUCUUCGCCUUCCAUUCACUUGCCCUGACGAGAAGACCAAMAAUUUCACUAGUUCUGAGAUAGUUGAUAAUCCAAAUACCAUCGUACAACUUACGCUCAAUAAUGGAAGUGCCGAAUGCGUGCCUAAAUUUGGCCCUCACAUGUACAAGACUAUCUCACUUUUUACUUCCAUCUUGGUAGCAUUCCUUCUGUUUUACUUCCUCAAGAAUUUGCUAGAACGACGUCGUACACUGUACUAUAUUUUUCGUCUUUUCUCCAACUUCAGUGGGUUUACUUUGGCCAUGACGUUUUUACCCUGGUUUAUUGAGGAAUACGUUGUUGUCACUCCGAUGUGGGUCAAUGCUCUGAUCAUCGUAUUUAGCAUCUUUAUCUGGCUUGGAUUCCCACCCCUCAGAGAUAAGGCAUCCUUGGCCUUGAUUGUYUAUUUCUACGCAUAUGCUGUUAAGUGGAGAGUCUACAAGACUCCUAUCUUAGGCAUCGAGUACUCACGCCUGACUUUUUGGAUCAUGCUCUGGAUUUGUGGUGUUCUCCUUUGGUUGCACCCGUUCAUUGGAUUGCUGCAGCAGAAUGCUGUUCAUCUGUACAAUGCGUGGAGACUUCAUAAGUCGUUCUUCUCUCCAGAGAGCGCGAGAACACCUGGAGAUAUCUGUGCGGACAUCAUUCCCUGGGCCGGCUACUGCUGCCCAUCGAAAGAAGAAAAACUCAACAAACCACUGACGCUGCAAGACAUCGUCGAUAUCCAACCCGAAUAUAAAUGCAACGUCACUGCUCAUYACUGGUAUAAGUCGGAGAAGAAACAGGGAAAAGACUUCGAGCUUCUUAUCCUGUCCCCAACAGUAAUCGAACGUCUUGACCGUGAUCCACUGGAUGAAGAGUUCGAAGGUACCGAGUUCAUUGGACCAGCAGAAAUAAAGUUGUCCUCAGCCAUGGCAACAUCUGCAGCAGCGUUAUCUUACGACCUUGGAAAUCUAGAGAACGUCAAUAAACCGUUCCGUGACUUACAAAUUGUCCUUGGAUUGGGCCUAGGGAAGAACCUUGUGGUACAACCAUCACUAAGGAACGUCAACUGUUUUGUGCGCGCUCUUCCGCUAAUCAUUCAGUUCCUUAUGGCAGUUCCGUUGCUUGCCCUACCGUUUCUACAAUACUUUGGUGGUGGACCAAUUUGGGAGGAAGUAGGUGUGAUUGCAUUCAUGACGGUAUUCUUCCUUUUGACGUUGAUUUCCUUGCUUCCAACCGGCUCGAAAAACCCAGGAUGUUUUGAAAAACUUAUAAGGUGGUGUAUAAUCAACGUCUACCAUGUGAGAUUUAUGCGCAAAGUCAUAGGCGUCACGAAUGCUGGCCCAAGACCCCCUGCAGUCGUGCACUUGAGCGACGGAGGUCACAUAGAGAACCUAGCCGUACUCCCUCUACUCAAACUAAGACUGUCUCGAAUCGUUGUUGUCAAUGGUGGUUUCUUGGAGCCUGGAACUACCUAUGCUACAGAUCUCCUGGCGCUACUUCAACAGGCACGUGAUAAGCUGCGAUGCUCCUUCACGGGAAUCGACGGACGAGACAUUGCUGAGGACGUGCGCGARAAGUUUGUCGAACCACCUUCCGGAAAACAACCGAGAUGUUAUCGCUUUCUCGUCCACUACUACGARAAAGAUAACAAUGAGACAAGAAAGGUCGGGCAAGGAGAGAUARUACUUCUGUCCCCGAGACACCCCGAUGACGGAAUCGUCCAGUUCGAGGACUAUAAAUGGAAGGACUUCAGUGAUAACCACGUGACACUCGACCUUGACGAGUCGGACUGGGGACCAGGACCGUAUCUGAARGCCUCGGAGGUUGAUCGCCUGGCAGGUUGYUGUUGUGAAUGCUGUCACUGGGGUCUCUURCGAUGUCUGCUUAAAGGUAUUAGUGGAAGAUUUCCGUUCACUCCGACUUCCAAYCAACUCUAUACACCGGCUAUGUUCAGCGCCUACCACAGAGAAGGCUAUCGCGCAUGCGUGGAGGCAGAGGCCGAUAAAUUUUUAAGUGGACAAACCGACCAAUAAACUUUGAAAAUAUUAUGCAAGCGAUAGGCAAAAUGAUCCAGUCAAAUAGGAGUAAACUUAAAUGAUACGUUAUGGGUUAAACGAGGUAAAACUGACGUAAAAAUGUAAUGAAAAAAGACUUUGGAGAAAAUGAAACUGAACCCUUUCUGGUGUAAUGUCGGUAGCCUGAGUGUGACCUUCUUAACCCUCACCUUAAUGUGUACUUAUAGAGGGAAUAUCUUUGACAGAAAUAGAUAUUACUAGAUAAAUGGGAUAAUGGGAAUUGAUAUUCAAAGGAAAAAAGAAACAUAACAGUCCAAAUCUAACACCGGCCGACAUAGCUUGGGUUAUCCAAGGGAUUAAAAAUAAUUAUAAACUUUAUGUUAAUUAUAACUUCAGUAGUGUCAGUGGUAUUAAAGUUAAUGUCAACAAAAA
This is a messenger RNA of Actinia tenebrosa (Australian red waratah sea anemone), 3086 nucleotides long. RefSeq lists its product as uncharacterized. Lineage: Eukaryota; Metazoa; Cnidaria; Anthozoa; Actiniaria; Actiniidae. The record is from RefSeq and is a predicted model, not a curated record.